CUUCUUCUCCUCCUCCUUCUUCUCCUCUGCCCGGCUGCGCGCAGCUCCGCACCCGAGAACAGCAUGGCGACGCUUAAGGAGAAGCUGAUCACCCCCGUGGCUGCCGAGAGCACGGUGCCCAACAACAAGAUCACCGUCGUGGGUGUCGGGCAGGUCGGCAUGGCCUGUGCCAUCAGCAUCCUGGGCAAGGGUCUUUGUGAUGAACUUGCUCUGGUUGAUGUUCUGGAAGACAAACUGAAAGGAGAAAUGAUGGACCUACAGCAUGGGAGCUUGUUCCUUCAGACUCACAAGAUUGUGGCAGACAAAGACUACGCUGUCACAGCCAACUCCAAGAUUGUGGUAGUAACUGCAGGCGUUCGCCAGCAAGAGGGGGAGAGUCGUCUCAACUUGGUACAGAGAAAUGUGAAUGUCUUCAAAUUCAUUAUUCCUCAAAUCAUUAAAUACAGUCCCAAUUGCACCAUCCUUGUUGUUUCCAACCCAGUGGAUAUAUUAACCUAUGUCACAUGGAAGCUGAGUGGCCUGCCAAAACAUCGUGUGAUUGGAAGCGGCUGCAACCUCGAUUCAGCCAGAUUUCGCUAUCUGAUGUCCGAGAGACUUGGUAUCCACCCAAGCAGCUGCCAUGGCUGGAUCCUGGGAGAACAUGGUGAUUCAAGUGUGGCUGUUUGGAGUGGAGUGAAUGUGGCAGGCGUUUCCCUCCAGGAGCUGAACCCUGCCAUGGGAACAGACAAUGACAGUGAGAACUGGAAGGAGGUCCACAAGCAGGUGGUGGAAAGUGCCUAUGAGGUGAUUAAACUUAAGGGAUACACAAACUGGGCCAUUGGCCUUAGCGUUGCUGACCUCUGUGAGACCAUGCUGAAGAACCUGUGUCGGGUCCAUCCUGUGUCCACUAUGGUGAAGGGUAUGUACGGCAUCGAGAAUGAAGUCUUCCUGAGCCUUCCUUGUGUCCUAAGUGCCUCUGGAUUGACAAGUGUCAUCAACCAAAAGCUGAAGGAUGAUGAGGUGGCUCAGCUGAAGAAGAGUGCAGAUACACUGUGGAGCAUCCAGAAAGAUCUCAAAGAUCUGUAACUCAUGUAUGCUAGAUUCCAUCAAUAGAAAAAAAACCCUGCAUAUUGUGCACAAAUGUGGGCUCUCUACUGUCCGUCUCUAUGGUUAACAUUUAAUGCUCUUCCAGACUGAAGUGAACUUUUGUCCACAGUAGUUAAACCUAUGCUUCCUGUAAUGCACAAACCUUAUGAACAAAUAAAACAACUUUCAGGU
Nothoprocta perdicaria is the source of this 1257-nucleotide messenger RNA. RefSeq names its product lactate dehydrogenase B (gene LDHB). Gene Ontology annotation, molecular function: L-lactate dehydrogenase (NAD+) activity. The coding region runs from base 64 to 1065 and encodes 333 amino acids. Gene Ontology annotation, biological process: carboxylic acid metabolic process. The transcript is spliced from 8 exons. Gene Ontology annotation, cellular component: cytoplasm. The record is from RefSeq and is a predicted model, not a curated record. NCBI's taxonomy places the organism in Eukaryota, Metazoa, Chordata, Aves, Tinamiformes, Tinamidae.